Cyclospora cayetanensis is the source of this 1287-nucleotide messenger RNA. RefSeq lists its product as uncharacterized. The record is from RefSeq and is a predicted model, not a curated record. Gene Ontology annotation, cellular component: mRNA cleavage and polyadenylation specificity factor complex. The transcript has 3 exons. Gene Ontology annotation, molecular function: RNA binding. Bases 1 to 1287 code for a protein of 428 amino acids. Gene Ontology annotation, biological process: mRNA 3'-end processing by stem-loop binding and cleavage. Lineage: Eukaryota; Apicomplexa; Conoidasida; Eucoccidiorida; Eimeriidae.
AUGGAAUCCUUGAGGGUGGAGCACCUUUACUCCGGCGACUACUGCGCAGCUCUAGUAACGAUCAACGAAACAAAAUUACUCCUGAAUUGCGGCAUUCCUGAUACUUUGGACCCAAGUCGCAUCUCGCUUCUUCUAAGGCAGCUUGACGAGAUAGAUGCUGUCCUCUUGAGUCAUGGAACUGUUUCGUAUUGCGGCGCAUUGCCACUCUUGCACAAGGUGCGAUGGCGGAGCUGUAGCGAGAAUGUGCAGGUGCUUCAGAAGACGGAUUCAGAUCCAGCAGCAGCAGAGGAUCUCCCGUCAGUCUACUGCACGCAUGCAGCGCAACACUUUGGGAAAAUUGCAACAGAGGCCUCCCUCCUGGCAGCGACCGACUGUUUUGCGAUGCCCCAUCUGCCUGAUGGCUCCGCGUCUGCGCACUCAGCAGUAAAUCCAAGAGCAGCAGUGAGCAACAGUGCAGUAGCAGGAGCCACUACUGCAGCAGAAAGCUCCCAGUCUAGUGGACUGCCUUUUACUGCAGCUGACGUAGCUGCAGCCUUUGGAGCAUGCAUCCCCAUCAGAUAUCACGAGGCGAUUCCCAUCAAGCGUCGGAGAAGGGCUGGCGGCUUGUGCAGCUGUAAUGACAACGGCCAAUUAUGCGGCAGUCGUGAAAGGGCAGCACCAUCGAAAUCCAAUCAGGCGAUCUCCGCUUCCCCCAGCUGCAGUUGCAUGCAUCAGCCAGACAGCGGGGUGUACGUGCAGUGCAUCCGCGCCGGGUUGCACAUUGGAGGGGCCGUGUGGAUCGUGGAAAGCAGCGGGCUAAGGGUUGUUCUUGCAGUGGGGCAUGCUGUCUGUCCUCUUUGGUGCGUUCUUCACACAUUGGUGCUCCCUCUAGCGGAUAUCUGGCACGUGGAUGGCGGCGAAUUGCUGCCUUUGAGCUCCGGCGCGCAGCCGCUGAUGCAAGCAGCAACUGCGACAGAUGCAGCAGCUCUGUUAGGCUCUCCUUCCCCCUGGCUAGGCACGCGGCUUGGUCGGUGCGACGUGCUCGUUGCGUCAUGCGCUUCUGCUGCAUGGCUAGCAGCGGAGGGGACGCAGCAGCAACUGCAGCAGCUGCGGCAGCUGCUGCUGCAAGCCGCUUCCGCUGUUCUUAGAGGCACCACUGUGCUUAUGCCUGUUGAUUUGGAUGGUGCGAGAAGGAGGACGGGGGGAGAGGGAGGGAAGGGAAGAGGAGGCGGCGCUUGGGGAGGCUGUGGGGAGAGAGAGAGAGCUUUAUUAUUGGGGUUAGGGUCUGCACCUUCUGUGGCUUUGUAG